AUGAAGAGCACUCUCCUCACCGCGGCCGUCCUGUUGGGCGCCGCCCAGGCCGACGUCCACAAGUUGAAGCUCAAGAAGGUCCCCAUCUCGGAGCAGUUGAACGCCGUUCCCAUCGAGCACCAGGUCCGCUCUCUCGGCCAGAAGUACAUGGGCGCUCGCCCCCAGAACCACGCCGAUGCCAUGUUCAACCAGAAGCCCAUCAAGAGCAACGGUGAACACCCGGUGCCUGUGAGCAACUUCAUGAACGCUCAGUACUUCUCUGAGAUCUCCAUCGGCACUCCCCCUCAGUCAUUCAAGGUUGUCCUGGAUACCGGCAGCUCCAACCUGUGGGUUCCUUCUCAGCAGUGUGGCAGCAUCGCCUGCUACCUGCACUCCAAGUACGACUCGUCGUCUUCCUCCACCUACAAGUCCAAUGGCUCCGAGUUCGAGAUCCACUACGGCUCUGGCAGCUUGACCGGCUUCGUGUCCCAGGACGACGUUUCCAUCGGCGACAUCAAGAUCAAGAAGCAGGACUUCGCCGAGGCCACCAGCGAGCCUGGUCUGGCCUUUGCCUUUGGCCGCUUCGACGGCAUCCUCGGUCUUGGUUACGACACCAUCUCCGUGAACAAGAUUGUUCCUCCCUUUUACCAGAUGGUCAACCAGAAGGCCAUCGAUGAGCCCGUCUUCGCCUUCUACCUCGGCGACACCAACGACGAGGGCGAUGAGAGCGAGGCUGUCUUCGGAGGUGUUGAUGACUCUCACUACGAGGGCAAGAUCACCUACAUCCCUCUCCGCCGCAAGGCUUACUGGGAGGUUGACCUCGACGCCAUCACCCUUGGCGACGAGACUGCUGACCUCGAGGGCCAUGGUGCCAUCCUCGAUACCGGAACUUCCCUGAACGUUCUCCCCUCUGCUCUUGCUGAGCUGCUCAACAAGGAGAUUGGUGCCAAGAAGGGCUUUAACGGCCAAUACUCGGUUGAGUGCGACAAGCGCGCCGAGCUCCCUGACAUUACCUUCACCCUUGCUGGCUACAACUUCAGCAUCUCCGCGUACGACUACAUCUUGGAGGUCUCUGGCAGCUGUAUUUCCACCUUCCAGGGCAUGGACUUCCCCGAGCCGGUUGGCCCUCUCGUCAUCCUUGGAGAUGCCUUCCUGCGUCGCUGGUACUCUGUUUACGACCUCGGCAAGAACGCCGUUGGUCUGGCCAAGGCGAAGAAAUAA
Colletotrichum aenigma is the source of this 1200-nucleotide messenger RNA. It is a transcript of the gene pep2, whose product is annotated as Vacuolar protease A. NCBI's taxonomy places the organism in Eukaryota, Fungi, Ascomycota, Sordariomycetes, Glomerellales, Glomerellaceae. The coding region runs from base 1 to 1200 and encodes 399 amino acids. Gene Ontology annotation, cellular component: fungal-type vacuole. Gene Ontology annotation, molecular function: aspartic-type endopeptidase activity. The transcript has 3 exons. The record is from RefSeq and is a predicted model, not a curated record. Gene Ontology annotation, biological process: proteolysis.